Messenger RNA from Cololabis saira (Pacific saury), 3146 nucleotides. RefSeq names its product SEC22 homolog B, vesicle trafficking protein b (gene sec22bb). The record is from RefSeq and is a predicted model, not a curated record. NCBI's taxonomy places the organism in Eukaryota, Metazoa, Chordata, Actinopteri, Beloniformes, Belonidae. Gene Ontology annotation, cellular component: endoplasmic reticulum-Golgi intermediate compartment; endoplasmic reticulum membrane; SNARE complex. Bases 170 to 817 code for a protein of 215 amino acids. Gene Ontology annotation, biological process: retrograde vesicle-mediated transport, Golgi to endoplasmic reticulum; vesicle fusion with Golgi apparatus; endoplasmic reticulum to Golgi vesicle-mediated transport. The transcript has 5 exons. Gene Ontology annotation, molecular function: SNAP receptor activity.
CGUGGGGUUUCCGGCCAGCUCAGCGUCGCUCCGCUGGUGUUGUGUUGGCUGGUUGUUGUUGGCUGCAGUGCAGUCGUGUUGUCACUUUACAACCUGUCAAAUAAACGCCGCUGCCUGCCAACUGUAACAUAUCCGGGACCGUGGAGAAACAGCUGAAAGAGCAGAGAAGAUGGUGCUGCUGACGAUGAUCGCUCGGCUGGCCGACGGUCUGCCGCUGGCCGCUUCAAUGCAGGAGGACGAGCAGUUGGGUCGAGAUCUUCAACAGUAUCAAAGUCAGGCAAAGCAGCUUUUCAGGAAACUCAAUGAUCAGAGUCCUUCGCGCUGCACUUUAGAGGCUGGCUCCAUGGCUUUUCACUAUCUUAUAGAGAAAGGAGUGUGCUACCUUGUGCUGUGUGAAGCCAGCUUUCCCAAGAAGCUAGCAUUUGCUUACCUAGAGGACCUGCAGGGGGAGUUUCACGAGCAGCAUGGAAAGAGAGUGCCUACAGUGUCCCGUCCGUACUCCUUCAUUGAAUUUGACACUUACAUUCAAAAAACCAAGAAGUCAUACAUCGACAGCCGAGCGAGAAGGAAUCUGGGCAGCAUCAACACAGAGCUCCAGGACGUGCAGAGGAUCAUGGUGGCCAACAUUGAAGAGGUUCUGCAGAGAGGAGAAGCACUCUCGGCACUAGACUCCAAGGCCAGCAACUUAUCCAGCCUGUCAAAAAAGUACAGGAGUGAUGCCAAGUAUCUGAACACCCGCUCCACCUAUGCCAAGCUGGCAGCAGGUGGCGUCUUUUUCAUCAUGCUCAUUGUGUAUGUGCGCUUCUGGUGGCUCUGAGGGAGGAAAGAGAAGACGGAGGAGGCACUGAAGUGGAAAAUGAGCCCCGCACAGUCUGCAGACGCUAAGAAAAGCUUUCACUUGCGACUAAAAACAGGAUCCCUUAACAAGACUUCACAGACACCCCACCCCCCCCCCCUUUUUGUUCUCGUCUGUCCGUGGAUAUGUGAUCUAAAUACAAAUUAUAUCGUAGUAUAUUGUUUUAUUAUAAUAAUUAUACAGUAAUGCUGAAGUAGCUGCCCUAGAUUGGAAAGGAAAUGAAUAAUGUGUGUGCAUGUGUGUGGGCUGAUUGUCUUUGAAUGUGAUUUUUCUUUUUCUUUUUUUUUUUUGGUGUGUGAGUGCAAAAAAAAAUCAAAUUUCCUGUUUUUUAAGUUUCCAAAGCAGUUCUGUACCGUAACAGGUGUGCCUGAUUUGACCUUGUAUGCACCUAAGAUUUCAGAUAAAAGAUAAUUUUACUGAUCCUGAUCACGUGACAUGGAUAGAACUGCUCAUUUAACAUAAACGGUUAUAGCGGGGACAAUGACAACAUGACAUUAAUCUUCAAGUAAAUGGAACUUUGUUUUAGUUUUUAAUACUGCAAGAAAAUCUUGGAAAUGCAACUUCAUUCUCCCGGUGUAGCAGGGAUUUUCUUUUCUCUACUUUGGAUAAAGAUACUAAAACUAACUGCAGUAAUUGAGAAGCAGGUCUGCAGUGUGGCUCUUUUAAUUUACUCAAUCCAGACUCUUAUUACACCUUUUUUUUUUAAUUUCUUUUCUUUUCAUUAAAGACAGUUGCAUGUGAGUUUUGUCUGCACCGUGCGUCACAAGGAUGCUCAUUAAAUUAUGACGACAGCACUCCCGGCGUGUAUUAUAUUUAUCGUAUUAUAGUCGACUAAGGAACAAGUUCAGUUAAUGAAUCACCACCACAGUGAUGAAGUCUCUAGAAUUUCUCCUCUUCACUCUUCAGUCUUCGUCGUAAUGUGUCAUGCAGCUAAUCUUUAUAAUCACAUUUGUAGAAGGAGGCUGGAAUAUUCAGAUUUACCGGUAUAUGUUUACCAUAAAUUCAACCAGGUCCAAUACCCUGAGUGUUGGUGGCUGUUGUUGAAAUAUUUGAUUUACUAAGAUAUUGGGAUCUGUGCUUUAUUACACCAUUUCAUGUUCUUUAUAUAAUGCUUUGAAUAGUUUGUAGUGAUUUGUUGUGUAAAUGAACAGAAACAGUGCAGGUAGAGUUAUUGGGACCCCUGAAGUUUAGAGAAACAAUACAAAUAAACCAGGUUGUAAGCACAAUGUUCAAAUUUACUGGACAAUAAAACCAACAAGAAAUUGUGUACAUAUAUACAUAUAUAUUAUAUGCCUCCAGCUAUAUGUUCUAGCUCUUUUCAGUUUGCAGGAGACUUUUUUUUUACUGUCCAUUUUUUCCCCCAAAGGUUUUCAUUGGAGUUUAGGUCAUUUUUGUGCAAGACCAUCUGUUUUCUUUCAACCAGUCUGGUGCGUGAUGUGCUCUUGAGAGCAUUGUUCAACUGAAGAAAAAAACAAAACAACCUUGACCUAGUUAUUUGAUGUUGAGUAAUUCAUUUCACACUAAAAUGAUUUAGUAAUCCCCUGAUUUCACGAUUUCCUCUGGUAGAAGCAACGUCCCAAAGCAAAAAUGCAGUCCAACGCCACAAAAUCAAAAUCUUUUUUUUUUUUCUUCUUUUAAACCUCUUGAGGUGUUAUCUUUUCUUUUUUGAGUUCACCUGCAGACAGACUGCUAUUGUGCCUUUCUGCCACCACUGGUUUCCUCUCAGCUUUUAAGUCGCUGAGCCCUACUUAGUUUGCAGCGUAUGGAAGGGGCUGAAACCACAGCUUGAGAUUGCUCAAAGUCAGACCAAAGCUUGUAAUAUGUCUGUCUGGUGUUUUCCACAAUCCACACCAACAUUUACACAUUUCAAGCAUUAGGUUUCUUAGGAGAAUCACAUCCUAGAAGCGUUGUAACAGUUUUUUAGGACUUGAGCUCGGCUUGAUGCCAUUACUGGUAAAACAGGGAUGACUGGAUUUUUUUUUGUUUAAUUAUAACUUUAUUGGGUUUAUUCAUCCAGACAUGUCUUCAUCAUUGGGGAGAAGGAACACACAAAAAACAAUCCGUGCUUUGAAAUUCAGGGUGUCAAUAAUUCUGUCCAGUACUGUAUUAAAUCUAACCUUGACAUGUUUUACACAGUGAGUCUGUCCUUGUUAAAGUAUCAGGCCUAUCCUGUUAAUGUUCUUUUGUGCAAGCAGGCAAUUACAGAAAGAACAGAUACCUGGUUGGGUCUUUAUUUUGUCUAUGAAGCUGAAAAUUGAAGUUGCAGUGGCGAAUAAAAUUUGAAAGUAGA